AGUCUAGUCCCCUGUUAUUAUGUAGUGUAGGCUCAAUCUGUAGGAUUUUACUGUAGAUAUAUAUACAAUAUAGAUAUUCUGUGAAUUUUGUGACUGUGAUCGACGUUCGACGCUGUUUAGUGUUAUCGAUUCAGAUUUCUGAAAUAGUUUUUGUUAGGGAAGAUAGCUAACAGAGCUAAAACAUUAUUAAAAAUGUUAUUAAUAAACGUUUUUUAAUCUUAUUGUAUCAACAAUUGUUGGGAGUUGUUUUGUGUAAGAAUGAUUGUGUAAUAUUCAUAUAAGAAUGUGGUGAUAGAGAAAACGAAAAGUUGCUGUACGAUGGCGGCAGAUACGGCGGUGGCUGCGAGCCCUGAGGAGACUCUGGAGUCGUUGUUGCGGGAAGCUGAAGCUCUAAAGCAAAAGCUGGAAGAGGAACGUCAAAAACUAAACGACGUUACGCUGUCCUGUGUUGCUGAAAGAUUGGAGCCUAUCACUUUCCCUAAUCUCAAGCUACGUCGAGUGCUCAAGGGUCAUCAGGCUAAAGUUCUUUGUUCCGAUUGGUCUCCAGAUAAACGUCACAUAGUAUCUUCUUCACAGGAUGGAAAGGUGAUAAUUUGGGAUGCAUUUACUGCAACAAAGGAGCUUACGAUUUCUAUGCCCAGUACCUGGGUCAUGGCAUGUGCCUAUGCUCCUUCAGGGAACAUGGUUGCGGCAGGGGGCCUCGACAACAAGGUGACGGUGUUUCCGCUGGGCGGCGCGGGCGAGGACGAGCCGGCCGCCCGCAAGCGCACCGUGGCCACGCACACCUCCUACAUGUCGGCCUGCCUCUUCCCCAACACCGACCGCCAGAUACUCACGGGCGGCGGCGACGGCACGUGCGCGCUCUGGGACGUGGAGUCGGGGCAGCUGCUGCAGAGCUUCCAGGCACACGCGGCGGACGUGAUGGCUCUCGACCUGGCACCGACGGACAUGGGCGACACGUUCGUCUCGGGGGGCUGCGACCGCGCCGUGCUCGUGUGGGACAUGCGCUCCGGCCACGCCGUGCAGGCCUUCGACACGCACCUGUCGGACGUGAACAGCGUGCGCUACCACCCGUCGGGCGACUCGCUGGCGUCCGGCUCCGACGACUCGUGCUGCCGCCUGUUCGACCUGCGCGCCGACCGCGAGGUGGCGCGCUACGGCAAGGACAGCGUGAUCUUCGGCGUGAACUCGGUGGAGUGGUCGGUGAGCGGGCGCCUGCUGUUCGCGGGCUACAGCGACUACACGGCGUGCGCGUGGGACGCGCUGCGCGCGGCGCGCGUGUGCGUGCUGUGCGGCCACGAGCACCGCGUGGCGCGCGUGCAGCUGGCGCCCGACGGCACGGCGCUGGCCACGGCCUCGUGGGACGCCACGCUGCGCGUGUGGGCCUGAGCGCGUCGGGCCCGUGACGUUCUUCCGAUUUAUUGCGAGUUAUGUAGAAAUUUCUCGAUUCGACGAUCUAGUCGUGAGCUCUAUGAGAUCUGCAAUGUAGAGGGUAUGAGUAUUAUUAUAGUUCCGUCGAGUGAGAGACGAGCGGGUCC
This is a messenger RNA of Vanessa atalanta (red admiral), 1538 nucleotides long. RefSeq names its product guanine nucleotide-binding protein subunit beta-5 (gene Gbeta5). Gene Ontology annotation, biological process: G protein-coupled dopamine receptor signaling pathway; G protein-coupled receptor signaling pathway. Lineage: Eukaryota; Metazoa; Arthropoda; Insecta; Lepidoptera; Nymphalidae. Gene Ontology annotation, molecular function: signaling receptor complex adaptor activity; protein binding. Gene Ontology annotation, cellular component: heterotrimeric G-protein complex; cytoplasm. The transcript is spliced from 5 exons. Bases 319 to 1389 code for a protein of 356 amino acids. The record is from RefSeq and is a predicted model, not a curated record.